CGCAGCCAUGUCGGACCUGGGCUCCGAGGAGGCGGAAGAGUCCGCGGACGCCGCGGGAGGCAUCGGGGAGUACGAGGGCGAUCGCAAUUCCGAAGGGGAGCGGCAUGGAUUUGGGAAGGCGCUUCUGCCCAAUGGUGACACCUACGAAGGGGAAUACGAGCGUGGUUUGAGGAACGGACAAGGGACCUACAGGUUUAAAAAUGGUGCUCUCUACACUGGGACGUACGUUCAAAACAAAAAGCAUGGCAAAGGUGUAUUUUUUUAUCCAGAUGGAUCAAAAUAUGCAGGAGACUGGGUGGAUGACCAGAAACAGGGYUUUGGAGAAUAUCUGUAUGCAAAUGGAGACACCUAUACGGGAGAUUGGUCUAACAACAUGAGGCAYGGGAAAGGCACAUAUGUCUAUAAAGACACAGGAUCUAAGUAUGUCGGUCAUUGGGUAAAUGGAAUCCAGGAAGGACCAGCUGAACUUAUCCAUGAAAACCAUACAUUUAAGGGCAGGUUUCUCAAUGGAAAGCCUUUAGGUCGUGGCAAAUACAUCUUUAAAAUUGGAUGUGAGCAGCAUGGUGAAUACGUAGAAGCAGUGCAGGAAAAAGAAGAAGAAGAAGAAGARGAGGAGGAAGCACCACCACCUGUUGAAUCAAAAUGGAAAGUAUCUGAAAUUACUGAAUUAACCCCCUGGUCUCCCCAGGACGAGGAGAGAGAAGCAGCAGAGGCAUUAACUGAAGAGGAGAAACCUCCUACAGAAACUCAGGAGGAUGAGAGUCAUGACCCUUCCAAUAUAAGCAAUGCUGGAGGAGAGGAAGAAGUAAAUGGAGAUCAGGAGGAUGAAGAAAUUACUGGUUUAGAAGAAUGAAUCAGAGCAAACAGAGGAAUUGGAUGCAACUAAAGGAAAAGACCCCAAAAAAAGAAACUUCCAAGGAGGUGAUUUAGGAGAAUGAACCAGAGCAAACARAGGAAUUGGAUACAACUAAAGGAAAAGACACCAAAAAAAGAAUUUCAAAAUAUAUGAUUUAGGAGAAGGAACCAGAGGAAACAGAGGAAUUGGAUACAACUAAAGGAAAAGAGCCCCAAAAAGAGUGAUUUCAAAGUAGAUGAUUUAGUGUGGUAAACAAUAUUUUUAUUUGUAAAAGGUUGUGUUAGAUGCUUUGAAUAAACAUUUCUGUUACUG
Messenger RNA from Malurus melanocephalus (red-backed fairy wren), 1168 nucleotides. It is a transcript of the gene RSPH1, whose product is annotated as radial spoke head component 1. The transcript has 9 exons. The record is from RefSeq and is a predicted model, not a curated record. Gene Ontology annotation, biological process: axoneme assembly; spermatid development. Bases 8 to 853 code for a protein of 281 amino acids. Lineage: Eukaryota; Metazoa; Chordata; Aves; Passeriformes; Maluridae. Gene Ontology annotation, cellular component: motile cilium; nucleus.